Pterocles gutturalis (yellow-throated sandgrouse) is the source of this 370-nucleotide messenger RNA. RefSeq names its product anaphase promoting complex subunit 13 (gene ANAPC13). Gene Ontology annotation, cellular component: anaphase-promoting complex. Lineage: Eukaryota; Metazoa; Chordata; Aves; Pterocliformes; Pteroclidae. Gene Ontology annotation, biological process: protein K11-linked ubiquitination. The transcript is spliced from 2 exons. Bases 17 to 241 code for a protein of 74 amino acids. The record is from RefSeq and is a predicted model, not a curated record.
CUCGCCCACUGCAACGAUGGACAGCGAAGUGCAAAGGGAUGGCAGGAUCCUGGACUUGAUCGAUGAUGCCUGGAGGGAAGAUAAAUUGCCGUACGAGGACGUGGCUAUCCCUCUGAAUGAGCUUCCUGAACCAGAGCAAGACAAUGGUGGCACAACCGAGUCUGUGAAAGAGCAAGAAAUGAAGUGGACAGAUUUGGCUCUCCAGUAUCUCCAUGAAAACGUCCCACCCACGGGAAACUAGUGAAUCAGGGAGAUUUCAUGCAGUGGAUGCAGGAAAUAUUUUUCAGCUGACCAUCGCUGUCAUAAGCUUCUCCAAGGAGGAAACAACAUUUCUGAAAAAGGCUCGGAUUCAAACAAUGGUUCUACUCAC